Messenger RNA from Paramecium sonneborni, 155 nucleotides. NCBI's taxonomy places the organism in Eukaryota, Ciliophora, Oligohymenophorea, Peniculida, Parameciidae. The record is from the annotation of a GenBank genome assembly.
AUGUAUUAAAUCUUCAGAGCUAUGAGAAUGAUGAAACAGAUUAUCAGACCUAUGAGAUUUUGUGCUCCUAUUGUGGCUACCAAUAAUUACUUAAAUAUAUACAAUUUGAAUCAAUUUUACAUGAAUUUGUUAAUUGACAUCAAUGAAGAGGAUGA